AACAUAAUACAUUAGUAAAGUUCAUUUCAUUCACAUAUUAAACAAACAACAGAAAUUCAAUGAAUAGUACAGUAGGCAUAGUCCAGUUCCGGUUGGUUUUGAGCGAAGCUGUAAAAGUCGAAAUCGGUAAUAUUUGAACAACCGACUAUGCACAGUGUCUUGAGUCUCAGGUUAGCACUUGUUAAAACAGACAAUGCAGUUGCAUCAACUUGUUUGCAAUUAUAAAUUGCCAAAUGUUUCAAGUUUGCUUCCUUUUGAGCAAUCAUUUCGAUCCCCUUGUUCGUUAUUUUUUGGGCAUGGGACAGGCUCAAAUAUUUCAGAUUUGGCAACUUCCUGACAAGCACUUCAACACAUUCAUCUCUAAAAUCAUUGAAGAUGAAAGAAGCAUCGACAUAUUCGAUGUGUUCUGGCAAAUGUUUGAUCCAUCUGAAAUCGGUCACAAACACGCGACUAAUGUUCCUUGUGGUCAAACGCUUAAUGACACUAUUUUUGGGUGCACCGUCUAGAUGCAUCAUUAUAGGAUUGCCCUCCCAAAAAUCAUUCAACCGAUAACAAAUGUCUUUUCAUGACGUGAAUAAGUGGACAGAACAUCCAGCAUCCAGUAUGUUAAGAUGGCGGAAAACUUCUUGAGUCUCGGCAACGGAGAUGUCGUGGUCAACGAGUCCGCUGCGUACAUAUGCGCCGUACAUUGGAAACAUCUCGUUUCGGCCGUUGCAGAAAGGUGGAUUCUACGAGUAUAAAAAAGUCAAAUUAGAUUUUUAUGCACUCCUACUAUGAUUUUCAAAAAAAAAUCCAAAUCACUCACCCAAUCCACUCCAAAUGUAAGAUCUCCCUCGGAAUACCAAUCCAUGUCCACACGUUAUUUCGCAAAGUCAUAAAGUAGUCGUAAAAAUGAUUUUUGGAAGUCUAUAAGAGUUUGGGUGUGAUUCGAAGUGUUGUUGGUGUUGUGACAAGGACAAUCAUCAUCCUUCUCACCCCCAAAUAUUUUAACCAACCACAAGCUAGUAUACCCCCCCUCCCCCCCAAAGCCAUCUACCAAUUAUGUACAUUUUUCUUUCAAAGUAGAACCUGUAUUGACAAAAGUUAAGUGGUCGAAAGAAGGAAUUUUACUCACCCCCAAAUAUUUUAACCAACCACAAGCUAGUAUACCCCCCUCCCCCCCAAAGCCAUCUACCAAUUAUGUACAUUUUUCUUUCAAAGUAGAACCUGUAUUGACAAAAGUUAAGUGGUCGAAAGAAGGAAUUUUACUCGUAAUCUGCGACGUCUGGGGAAGCCUGGGAGAGGAGAGUCCCUGUGAUAAGAGGAUUUCUCCCUCUUCUCUCGCGGUUGCCCGAGAGCUGACGGGAAACUCUUCCCGGGCAUGCGCUGUGAGCAGUUAGCACAAAUAUGGCGUCCAGUGAAUACCACCUAUGUAGUACCGCUCGUUGGAAUUAGCUACAGCAUGAGCAAUGUCAAGUGGUGAACGACACCCAAGAGCACAGCGUGCGUUUACACCUCUGUGAACUUGAGGUCAAACUUGGUCAAGUUUACGGCUGCUGGGGAACCCUUGUUGUCAUUGAUGUCAUCCGGCGGGUCGAGGAUCGGGCUGAGGGGCUGCACGGGUGCUCGUGAGGGCCUGUUGUAGCAGGUUGGCAGCUGGCAGAACGUCUCCUCGCACGUAUGACACGAUGGCAACACCGUCCACUACUGCCCACGCCGGUCGGGGCCGGUUCAGCACCACGUGCAGGGCUCGGAUUGCAUCCAAGUCCAGGGUCCGGUGGAGUUCUCGGCACCCCAGGGGCGCACUAGGGGUUGAUGGCCUCGAGAUGUCAGAGAAGCACGGGGGGGUGCAUAUGUGCGUACGUGCUUGCUUCGGGAAAGGGAUUUGGCCCUUGGGGUACACCUAGGGUGCUCUUGGUUGCCGCUGGGGGGUUGGUAUGAUAACAUUCCUAGGCUCUCUGGGCAAGGCAUUCACACUGCAGUUGGUGUUAUACUCACUGUAAGUUGGAUCCGUAAUGUCUGGUCGUGCUGUGUGGUGGCCCUUUCGUGCUUUCAAUGUUAUGACCGACCAGCAUGGCUUGCACUCUCGUGUGACAGCUUGGCAGCGGUUCGAGUUUUCAUUGAAAUGCAGGAUUGCAAAUCGAGUCCUGCAAGAUGGUUACAUUUCACUGAUGGUAAAGUGUGCCACAAACAGAGUGGUUGUUCUGGCAUCAAUCCAAUUCCAUUAUCUGAUCAUUAGGAAGUGACUUGGGUUUGUCGCAUUGUAACCAAUGGACUGGAUGAAAGUGUCUAAACGAGGGAAAUGUGAUUGUAAAUUGGUUGACUUGCUUUGCAAGCAUGCCUUCUGGGCUGACAGCCUGGGACUUUGGGGCGAAGUCUAUCAGGACGCUAUGGAACGCCUCCAAGGCAUAUGUCUGGCCAUGGGAAGCCCAGAAGGAUGUGUUUUAAAGUCUUUAGAUACUGAUACUCUUCCAUUGUUUAAUUAACACAUUUUAGAACAUCCAUUUUUAUACACAUUUCUUUAGCCUCUCACCCAGACUCACCGCCCUUGAAAGCAGAUAAACAGUUUAAAAAUAUAAUCAUCGUAAAGUUUAUUUUCAGUUUCAAAUAUUAUAAUCAUCACCAAAAUUCACGAGAUAUCGAAUAAAAUGCACUUUUGGAAAGAUGAAAAGCUUUUAUUCAGUCAACAAAACAAAAUAUUUGUAGAAACGAUUAAGACUUUACUGUAAUAUUUGCAAACAAUAAUUCAGGUAAUUUUUGAAUUACAAAUUCGUUGAAAUCUUUACGUGAAAAAGUUGUUUCACCGACGAGACAAAUUGUUUUCAACUUGGGUAGCUUUUCGGCAAUCGUGGAUAACACCAUUGGGGUGAUAUUUUGAAUCUGUCGAAUUGACAAAUGUUCCAGAUGCCGAAGUUCUCUACAGACAUAGUCAAUCGUCUUGUCAGUGCAGUCGGAUCCGUCCAUGAUAUCCAUUACUCUACAGGCUUUGAAAUUAUCACAAAUAUCACUAAUAAAUUCGUCGUUACACACCAUGCUGUUAAAGGUACGAAUAUAUCUGCACUUUGGGUCCAUUUUGUCGUCUGUAAAAUGCAUAGUAAAUAGCAUAUCGUCAUCUUUACAGAAGAAUCGAUGUAGUUUAUUAAUGUCAACUCUACCUACGAAGAUAUCCAAAGCGAAUUGAAGAGGGAUGCAAUCCUGUCGCACGAAACAUCCUGGCAACACGUUUGUUGGAGCUACAGGUUUCGGAAUUUUGGCAUCACUUUUGUCUGUGUGCAUAUAAUUAAUAGCUGUUUUACAAUUUCCUUUACAGUAAGAUUUCAAGUCUUCAUACGAACAAGUACAGAUGAUCUUUGUGUACCCCAUCUUUGGCUUAUAUGAAAAAGUCAGUCAGUCAGAGUUUUAAGAGUAAGCUUGGUGCUUACUGUAGUUAUAUACCCCCCUUUUUUACCGUUUACAAAUAUGAAAUCUUUUUAAUUUCAUCGUUUUUUGCACAUUUUUCUUGGUGCAAGUUUAUUUCAAUAUCUAUUUCAAAACAAAACGAAAACAUAAAAAUAUGCACGAUAUUAAAGUACUUACCUUUUUUAUACUUUUAAAAUAUAUAGAAUGAGAAUUCUCAUUUAAGUAAAACAAAAUAUACUUUUCAACAAGUGAGCAAUGUUUAUUGAAUCAAAACAACAACAUAAUACAUUAGUAAAGUUCAUUUCAUUCACAUAUUAAACAAACAACAGAAAUUCAAUGAAUAGUACAGUAGGCAUAGUCCAGUUCCGGUUGGUUUUGAGCGAAGCUGUAAAAGUCGAAAUCGGUAAUAUUUGAACAACCGACUAUGCACAGUGUCUUGAGUCUCAGGUUAGCACUUGUUAAAACAGACAAUGCAGUUGCAUCAACUUGUUUGCAAUUAUAAAUUGCCAAAUGUUUCAAGUUUGCUUCCUUUUGAGCAAUCAUUUCGAUCCCCUUGUUCGUUAUUUUUUGGGCAUGGGACAGGCUCAAAUAUUUCAGAUUUGGCAACUUCCUGACAAGCACUUCAACACAUUCAUCUCUAAAAUCAUUGAAGAUGAAAGAAGCAUCGACAUAUUCGAUGUGUUCUGGCAAAUGUUUGAUCCAUCUGAAAUCGGUCACAAACACGCGACUAAUGUUCCUUGUGGUCAAACGCUUAAUGACACUAUUUUUGGGUGCACCGUCUAGAUGCAUCAUUAUAGGAUUGCCCUCCCAAAAAUCAUUCAACCGAUAACAAAUGUCUUUUCAUGACGUGAAUAAGUGGACAGAACAUCCAGCAUCCAGUAUGUUAAGAUGGCGGAAAACUUCUUGAGUCUCGGCAACGGAGAUGUCGUGGUCAACGAGUCCGCUGCGUACAUAUGCGCCGUACAUUGGAAACAUCUCGUUUCGGCCGUUGCAGAAAGGUGGAUUCUACGAGUAUAAAAAAGUCAAAUUAGAUUUUUAUGCACUCCUACUAUGAUUUUCAAAAAAAAAUCCAAAUCACUCACCCAAUCCACUCCAAAUGUAAGAUCUCCCUCGGAAUACCAAUCCAUGUCCACACGUUAUUUCGCAAAGUCAUAAAGUAGUCGUAAAAAUGAUUUUUGGAAGUCUAUAAGAGUUUGGGUGUGAUUCGAAGUGUUGUUGGUGUUGUGACAAGGACAAUCAUCAUCCUUCUCACCCCCAAAUAUUUUAACCAACCACAAGCUAGUAUACCCCCCCUCCCCCCCAAAGCCAUCUACCAAUUAUGUACAUUUUUCUUUCAAAGUAGAACCUGUAUUGACAAAAGUUAAGUGGUCGAAAGAAGGAAUUUUACUCACCCCCAAAUAUUUUAACCAACCACAAGCUAGUAUACCCCCCUCCCCCCCAAAGCCAUCUACCAAUUAUGUACAUUUUUCUUUCAAAGUAGAACCUGUAUUGACAAAAGUUAAGUGGUCGAAAGAAGGAAUUUUACUCGUAAUCUGCGACGUCUGGGGAAGCCUGGGAGAGGAGAGUCCCUGUGAUAAGAGGAUUUCUCCCUCUUCUCUCGCGGUUGCCCGAGAGCUGACGGGAAACUCUUCCCGGGCAUGCGCUGUGAGCAGUUAGCACAAAUAUGGCGUCCAGUGAAUACCACCUAUGUAGUACCGCUCGUUGGAAUUAGCUACAGCAUGAGCAAUGUCAAGUGGUGAACGACACCCAAGAGCACAGCGUGCGUUUACACCUCUGUGAACUUGAGGUCAAACUUGGUCAAGUUUACGGCUGCUGGGGAACCCUUGUUGUCAUUGAUGUCAUCCGGCGGGUCGAGGAUCGGGCUGAGGGGCUGCACGGGUGCUCGUGAGGGCCUGUUGUAGCAGGUUGGCAGCUGGCAGAACGUCUCCUCGCACGUAUGACACGAUGGCAACACCGUCCACUACUGCCCACGCCGGUCGGGGCCGGUUCAGCACCACGUGCAGGGCUCGGAUUGCAUCCAAGUCCAGGGUCCGGUGGAGUUCUCGGCACCCCAGGGGCGCACUAGGGGUUGAUGGCCUCGAGAUGUCAGAGAAGCACGGGGGGGUGCAUAUGUGCGUACGUGCUUGCUUCGGGAAAGGGAUUUGGCCCUUGGGGUACACCUAGGGUGCUCUUGGUUGCCGCUGGGGGGUUGGUAUGAUAACAUUCCUAGGCUCUCUGGGCAAGGCAUUCACACUGCAGUUGGUGUUAUACUCACUGUAAGUUGGAUCCGUAAUGUCUGGUCGUGCUGUGUGGUGGCCCUUUCGUGCUUUCAAUGUUAUGACCGACCAGCAUGGCUUGCACUCUCGUGUGACAGCUUGGCAGCGGUUCGAGUUUUCAUUGAAAUGCAGGAUUGCAAAUCGAGUCCUGCAAGAUGGUUACAUUUCACUGAUGGUAAAGUGUGCCACAAACAGAGUGGUUGUUCUGGCAUCAAUCCAAUUCCAUUAUCUGAUCAUUAGGAAGUGACUUGGGUUUGUCGCAUUGUAACCAAUGGACUGGAUGAAAGUGUCUAAACGAGGGAAAUGUGAUUGUAAAUUGGUUGACUUGCUUUGCAAGCAUGCCUUCUGGGCUGACAGCCUGGGACUUUGGGGCGAAGUCUAUCAGGACGCUAUGGAACGCCUCCAAGGCAUAUGUCUGGCCAUGGGAAGCCCAGAAGGAUGUGUUUUAAAGUCUUUAGAUACUGAUACUCUUCCAUUGUUUAAUAAACACAUUUUAGAACAUCCAUUUUUAUACACAUUUCUUUAGCCUCUCACCCAGACUCACCGCCCUUGAAAGCAGAUAAACAGUUUAAAAAUAUAAUCAUCGUAAAGUUUAUUUUCAGUUUCAAAUAUUAUAAUCAUCACCAAAAUUCACGAGAUAUCGAAUAAAAUGCACUUUUGGAAAGAUGAAAAGCUUUUAUUCAGUCAACAAAACAAAAUAUUUGUAGAAACGAUUAAGACUUUACUGUAAUAUUUGCAAACAAUAAUUCAGGUAAUUUUUGAAUUACAAAUUCGUUGAAAUCUUUACGUGAAAAAGUUGUUUCACCGACGAGACAAAUUGUUUUCAACUUGGGUAGCUUUUCGGCAAUCGUGGAUAACACCAUUGGGGUGAUAUUUUGAAUCUGUCGAAUUGACAAAUGUUCCAGAUGCCGAAGUUCUCUACAGACAUAGUCAAUCGUCUUGUCAGUGCAGUCGGAUCCGUCCAUGAUAUCCAUUACUCUACAGGCUUUGAAAUUAUCACAAAUAUCACUAAUAAAUUCGUCGUUACACACCAUGCUGUUAAAGGUACGAAUAUAUCUGCACUUUGGGUCCAUUUUGUCGUCUGUAAAAUGCAUAGUAAAUAGCAUAUCGUCAUCUUUACAGAAGAAUCGAUGUAGUUUAUUAAUGUCAACUCUACCUACGAAGAUAUCCAAAGCGAAUUGAAGAGGGAUGCAAUCCUGUCGCACGAAACAUCCUGGCAACACGUUUGUUGGAGCUACAGGUUUCGGAAUUUUGGCAUCACUUUUGUCUGUGUGCAUAUAAUUAAUAGCUGUUUUACAAUUUCCUUUACAGUAAGAUUUCAAGUCUUCAUACGAACAAGUACAGAUGAUCUUUGUGUACCCCAUCUUUGGCUUAUAUGAAAAAGUCAGUCAGUCAGAGUUUUAAGAGUAAGCUUGGUGCUUACUGUAGUUAUAUACCCCCCUUUUUUACCGUUUACAAAUAUGAAAUCUUUUUAAUUUCAUCGUUUUUUGCACAUUUUUCUUGGUGCAAGUUUAUUUCAAUAUCUAUUUCAAAACAAAACGAAAACAUAAAAAUAUGCACGAUAUUAAAGUACUUACCUUUUUUAUACUUUUAAAAUAUAUAGAAUGAGAAUUCUCAUUUAAGUAAAACAAAAUAUACUUUUCAACAAGUGAGCGAUGUUUAUUGAAUCAAAACAACAACAUAAUACAUUAGUAAAGUUCAUUUCAUUCACAUAUUAAACAAACAACAGAAAUUCAAUGAAUAGUACAGUAGGCAUAGUCCAGUUCCGGUUGGUUUUGAGCGAAGCUGUAAAAGUCGAAAUCGGUAAUAUUUGAACAACCGACUAUGCACAGUGUCUUGAGUCUCAGGUUAGCACUUGUUAAAACAGACAAUGCAGUUGCAUCAACUUGUUUGCAAUUAUAAAUUGCCAAAUGUUUCAAGUUUGCUUCCUUUUGAGCAAUCAUUUCGAUCCCCUUGUUCGUUAUUUUUUGGGCAUGGGACAGGCUCAAAUAUUUCAGAUUUGGCAACUUCCUGACAAGCACUUCAACACAUUCAUCUCUAAAAUCAUUGAAGAUGAAAGAAGCAUCGACAUAUUCGAUGUGUUCUGGCAAAUGUUUGAUCCAUCUGAAAUCGGUCACAAACACGCGACUAAUGUUCCUUGUGGUCAAACGCUUAAUGACACUAUUUUUGGGUGCACCGUCUAGAUGCAUCAUUAUAGGAUUGCCCUCCCAAAAAUCAUUCAACCGAUAACAAAUGUCUUUCCAUGACGUGAAUAAGUGGACAGAACAUCCAGCAUCCAGUAUGUUAAGAUGGCGGAAAACUUCUUGAGUCUCGGCAACGGAGAUGUCGUGGUCAACGAGUCCGCUGCGUACAUAUGCGCCGUACAUUGGAAACAUCUCGUUUCGGCCGUUGCAGAAAGGUGGAUUCUACGAGUAUAAAUAAGUCAAAUUAGAUUUUUAUGCACUCCUACUAUGAUUUUCAAAAAAAAAUCCAAAUCACUCACCCAAUCCACUCCAAAUGUAAGAUCUCCCUCGGAAUACCAAUCCAUGUCCACACGUUAUUUCGCAAAGUCAUAAAGUAGUCGUAAAAAUGAUUUUUGGAAGUCUAUAAGAGUUUGGGUGUGAUUCGAAGUGUUGUUGGUGUUGUGACAAGGACAAUCAUCAUCCUUCUCACCCCCAAAUAUUUUAACCAACCACAAGCUAGUAUACCCCCCCUCCCCCCCAAAGCCAUCUACCAAUUAUGUACAUUUUUCUUUCAAAGUAGAACCUGUAUUGACAAAAGUUAAGUGGUCGAAAGAAGGAAUUUUACUCACCCCCAAAUAUUUUAACCAACCACAAGCUAGUAUACCCCCCCUCCCCCCCAAAGCCAUCUACCAAUUAUGUACAUUUUUCUUUCAAAGUAGAACCUGUAUUGACAAAAGUUAAGUGGUCGAAAGAAGGAAUUUUACUCGUAAUCUGCGACGUCUGGGGAAGCCUGGGAGAGGAGAGUCCCUGUGAUAAGAGGAUUUCUCCCUCUUCUCUCGCGGUUGCCCGAGAGCUGACGGGAAACUCUUCCCGGGCAUGCGCUGUGAGCAGUUAGCACAAAUAUGGCGUCCAGUGAAUACCACCUAUGUAGUACCGCUCGUUGGAAUUAGCUACAGCAUGAGCAAUGUCAAGUGGUGAACGACACCCAAGAGCACAGCGUGCGUUUACACCUCUGUGAACUUGAGGUCAAACUUGGUCAAGUUUACGGCUGCUGGGGAACCCUUGUUGUCAUUGAUGUCAUCCGGCGGGUCGAGGAUCGGGCUGAGGGGCUGCACGGGUGCUCGUGAGGGCCUGUUGUAGCAGGUUGGCAGCUGGCAGAACGUCUCCUCGCACGUAUGACACGAUGGCAACACCGUCCACUACUGCCCACGCCGGUCGGGGCCGGUUCAGCACCACGUGCAGGGCUCGGAUUGCAUCCAAGUCCAGGGUCCGGUGGAGUUCUCGGCACCCCAGGGGCGCACUAGGGGUUGAUGGCCUCGAGAUGUCAGAGAAGCACGGGGGGGUGCAUAUGUGCGUACGUGCUUGCUUCGGGAAAGGGAUUUGGCCCUUGGGGUACACCUAGGGUGCUCUUGGUUGCCGCUGGGGGGUUGGUAUGAUAACAUUCCUAGGCUCUCUGGGCAAGGCAUUCACACUGCAGUUGGUGUUAUACUCACUGUAAGUUGGAUCCGUAAUGUCUGGUCGUGCUGUGUGGUGGCCCUUUCGUGCUUUCAAUGUUAUGACCGACCAGCAUGGCUUGCACUCUCGUGUGACAGCUUGGCAGCGGUUCGAGUUUUCAUUGAAAUGCAGGAUUGCAAAUCGAGUCCUGCAAGAUGGUUACAUUUCACUGAUGGUAAAGUGUGCCACAAACAGAGUGGUUGUUCUGGCAUCAAUCCAAUUCCAUUAUCUGAUCAUUAGGAAGUGACUUGGGUUUGUCGCAUUGUAACCAAUGGACUGGAUGAAAGUGUCUAAACGAGGGAAAUGUGAUUGUAAAUUGGUUGACUUGCUUUGCAAGCAUGCCUUCUGGGCUGACAGCCUGGGACUUUGGGGCGAAGUCUAUCAGGACGCUAUGGAACGCCUCCAAGGCAUAUGUCUGGCCAUGGGAAGCCCAGAAGGAUGUGUUUUAAAGUCUUUAGAUACUGAUACUCUUCCAUUGUUUAAUUAACACAUUUUAGAACAUCCAUUUUUAUACACAUUUCUUUAGCCUCUCACCCAGACUCACCGCCCUUGAAAGCAGAUAAACAGUUUAAAAAUAUAAUCAUCGUAAAGUUUAUUUUCAGUUUCAAAUAUUAUAAUCAUCACCAAAAUUCACGAGAUAUCGAAUAAAAUGCACUUUUGGAAAGAUGAAAAGCUUUUAUUCAGUCAACAAAACAAAAUAUUUGUAGAAACGAUUAAGACUUUACUGUAAUAUUUGCAAACAAUAAUUCAGGUAAUUUUUGAAUUACAAAUUCGUUGAAAUCUUUACGUGAAAAAGUUGUUUCACCGACGAGACAAAUUGUUUUCAACUUGGGUAGCUUUUCGGCAAUCGUGGAUAACACCAUUGGGGUGAUAUUUUGAAUCUGUCGAAUUGACAAAUGUUCCAGAUGCCGAAGUUCUCUACAGACAUAGUCAAUCGUCUUGUCAGUGCAGUCGGAUCCGUCCAUGAUAUCCAUUACUCUACAGGCUUUGAAAUUAUCACAAAUAUCACUAAUAAAUUCGUCGUUACACACCAUGCUGUUAAAGGUACGAAUAUAUCUGCACUUUGGGUCCAUUUUGUCGUCUGUAAAAUGCAUAGUAAAUAGCAUAUCGUCAUCUUUACAGAAGAAUCGAUGUAGUUUAUUAAUGUCAACUCUACCUACGAAGAUAUCCAAAGCGAAUUGAAGAGGGAUGCAAUCCUGUCGCACGAAACAUCCUGGCAACACGUUUGUUGGAGCUACAGGUUUCGGAAUUUUGGCAUCACUUUUGUCUGUGUGCAUAUAAUUAAUAGCUGUUUUACAAUUUCCUUUACAGUAAGAUUUCAAGUCUUCAUACGAACAAGUACAGAUGAUCUUUGUGUACCCCAUCUUUGGCUUAUAUGAAAAAGUCAGUCAGUCAGAGUUUUAAGAGUAAGCUUGGUGCUUACUGUAGUUAUAUACCCCCCUUUUUUACCGUUUACAAAUAUGAAAUCUUUUUAAUUUCAUCGUUUUUUGCACAUUUUUCUUGGUGCAAGUUUAUUUCAAUAUCUAUUUCAAAACAAAACGAAAACAUAAAAAUAUGCACGAUAUUAAAGUACUUACCUUUUUUAUACUUUUAAAAUAUAUAGAAUGAGAAUUCUCAUUUAAGUAAAACAAAAUAUACUUUUCAACAAGUGAGCGAUGUUUAUUGAAUCAAAACAACAACAUAAUACAUUAGUAAAGUUCAUUUCAUUCACAUAUUAAACAAACAACAGAAAUUCAAUGAAUAGUACAGUAGGCAUAGUCCAGUUCCGGUUGGUUUUGAGCGAAGCUGUAAAAGUCGAAAUCGGUAAUAUUUGAACAACCGACUAUGCACAGUGUCUUGAGUCUCAGGUUAGCACUUGUUAAAACAGACAAUGCAGUUGCAUCAACUUGUUUGCAAUUAUAAAUUGCCAAAUGUUUCAAGUUUGCUUCCUUUUGAGCAAUCAUUUCGAUCCCCUUGUUCGUUAUUUUUUGGGCAUGGGACAGGCUCAAAUAUUUCAGAUUUGGCAACUUCCUGACAAGCACUUCAACACAUUCAUCUCUAAAAUCAUUGAAGAUGAAAGAAGCAUCGACAUAUUCGAUGUGUUCUGGCAAAUGUUUGAUCCAUCUGAAAUCGGUCACAAACACGCGACUAAUGUUCCUUGUGGUCAAACGCUUAAUGACACUAUUUUUGGGUGCACCGUCUAGAUGCAUCAUUAUAGGAUUGCCCUCCCAAAAAUCAUUCAACCGAUAACAAAUGUCUUUCCAUGACGUGAAUAAGUGGACAGAACAUCCAGCAUCCAGUAUGUUAAGAUGGCGGAAAACUUCUUGAGUCUCGGCAACGGAGAUGUCGUGGUCAACGAGUCCGCUGCGUACAUAUGCGCCGUACAUUGGAAACAUCUCGUUUCGGCCGUUGCAGAAAGGUGGAUUCUACGAGUAUAAAUAAGUCAAAUUAGAUUUUUAUGCACUCCUACUAUGAUUUUCAAAAAAAAAUCCAAAUCACUCACCCAAUCCACUCCAAAUGUAAGAUCUCCCUCGGAAUACCAAUCCAUGUCCACACGUUAUUUCGCAAAGUCAUAAAGUAGUCGUAAAAAUGAUUUUUGGAAGUCUAUAAGAGUUUGGGUGUGAUUCGAAGUGUUGUUGGUGUUGUGACAAGGACAAUCAUCAUCCUUCUCACCCCCAAAUAUUUUAACCAACCACAAGCUAGUAUACCCCCCCUCCCCCCCAAAGCCAUCUACCAAUUAUGUACAUUUUUCUUUCAAAGUAGAACCUGUAUUGACAAAAGUUAAGUGGUCGAAAGAAGGAAUUUUACUCACCCCCAAAUAUUUUAACCAACCACAAGCUAGUAUACCCCCCCUCCCCCCCAAAGCCAUCUACCAAUUAUGUACAUUUUUCUUUCAAAGUAGAACCUGUAUUGACAAAAGUUAAGUGGUCGAAAGAAGGAAUUUUACUCACCCCCAAAUAUUUUAACCAACCACAAGCUAGUAUACCCCCCCUCCCCCCCAAAGCCAUCUACCAAUUAUGUACAUUUUUCUUUCAAAGUAGAACCUGUAUUGACAAAAGUUAAGUGGUCGAAAGAAGGAAUUUUACUCGUAAUCUUUAGGAAAGAUUAGUUAGGAUGAUCCCUUCCUUGACAAUCAACAUCCUCCUCACCCACCAAAUAUUUUAACCAACCACAAACCAAUAGACUACCCCCUCCUCUCAUCUUCCAAACUCCAUCCACCAAUUGUGGCCACUUUUAGAGAUAAUAUUUUACGAAGACUAAUAAGAUUAUUCGUUUCCCAGUUUGCUCCCAAAAAUAGGCAAAAACAUUUCCUCGCGUUUAUCUUUGAAAGACGCGUGUCGAUGUGCAUUUCUUAUCAACUACUUCCACUACUGCAUUAUUUUAUCAAUGACCUUUUUGUGCGAUUGACUUAUAACAAUAGCCAAGAUUUUUGCGACUAAUGUGCUUUUAGAAACACAUAAAUACUGGAAAUACCACCAAGGCCAAGACACAAAAAUGGAUUUCCACACUGCAUAGACCUCGAACAUGAACGGUGCUGAGGUCUCUCUGCAAAAACAAGUCAACAGAAUGCAAGACGACGGAUCCAGCUUCGACGAAUACAAAGUCCUUGCGGAGCUUUUUGCCGGAGUAUCCUACGACGAGGAAAAGAUGCGAGGUGUGGAUGCUAUCAUGGAAGAUGCUAUCAUGGAAGUUGUUCCCGAAACAGAAUGUUCUUGUGCUGAUGGCCAAGUGGAGAACGACAACCAUAACCAUAAUUUGCAGAAAGCUGUUUUACAAGAACUUAGAGAAUUGCUCACGGCAAUGUCAAAAACAGUUGAGCCCAAUGCGCAAACCAUGAAGGAUAGCAUCAACGACAGCGUCAACAUAAAUAAGACGCCUGCCAAAGACGAUAUCUUCAUCGCAAACACAGAUCUUAGAGAAUGCCUGCUCGUCGGAGAUUCCAAUAGUUCUACGAUAAGCGCAAACGGCGAUUACAUCCACAGCGAAGACGAAUGUAUACCUGAAGGUGUCGAAUUCGCGAAAAUUGAAGAUUCGAACCACGAAGAUCUCAGCAAAGUCACAAUGUACAACAUUGAACAGGCUGUUGCACGAUGUGAUUUUACUAGUACCCCCGCCAUCAACAUGGAUUACGGUGAUAGUGCCGUUGACGAUGCAUCCUUUCCAGACUUUUGCAACAAGUCGAAAGGCACUCAAUUGCCAGCCGGGACUUUCAUACGUACUCACCGUAACAUCAUUCCGCUCAAAAAAGCCGAAAACGUCUUUAGACACAUGAUAAAUUUUAACAAUCCGUGUCUUAUUCACGGCAGUGUGAACUGGGAUAAUAUCCUCGAGUUAUUUUCCCUAACUACAGAAAGUGUCGAAUUGUCUAAAAACACUGAAACGCCUACCCUAUCGUGCACAAGAUUAAUCCUGAACUCCAUAGAGUAUAUUGAAAAUCUGUCAAAAGAUGUUGAACACCUAAAAAUAACCAUUACUAAUUUAUCAGAUACUCUCUUGCACAAAAUAGUAACCAAAGCGCCAAGAUUAGUUUCUCUCGAAAUUGCCGAUGCUUCGAUGUUGUCCUCUCAAUCCCUGCAACAUGUGUCGUGUUCUUUAAGGGAGUUGCAACAUCUAGUCAUUUAUCAAUACUUUCGAAUGACUAACAAAGGAAUACGCUACUUGGGGCGAUCUAACAUGAAAUUAAAAACUCUCUGUCUAAUUGGUGACAAAGUGAAUGAAAAAACUUUUCACAGAAUUGUCAGAAACCACAGAGAACUCCUUUGUGCAUUCUGUAAUGUGAUCGAAUGAGUCCCCUACAUUUUUUUCUGUAUAUAUCAGCCACACAUUCUGUACAAAUGCAUUGAAUGAUUUUCCUUUUAUAUGUAUAGUAUUGAACAAGUGUCUUUUUUACUUUGAACAUGUAAUAAAAACUAUAUAUCGAAAAG
Messenger RNA from Ixodes scapularis (black-legged tick), 14193 nucleotides. RefSeq lists its product as uncharacterized. The record is from RefSeq and is a predicted model, not a curated record. The coding region runs from base 12794 to 14056 and encodes 420 amino acids. NCBI's taxonomy places the organism in Eukaryota, Metazoa, Arthropoda, Arachnida, Ixodida, Ixodidae. The transcript has 3 exons.